Molecule: messenger RNA, 1179 nt
Organism: Serpula lacrymans var. lacrymans S7.9
Lineage: Eukaryota; Fungi; Basidiomycota; Agaricomycetes; Boletales; Serpulaceae
Exons: 7
Coding region: 448-1140 (230 amino acids)
Source: RefSeq, a predicted model, not a curated record
CACAUUGUCAUUCUCAAACCUACCUUGUAUCUAUACUCAUCACUAAGUCCCUAUCUUCUAUAAAAUUCAACUAUCCCUCCUCCUCAAAACCCACACUCAUACAUCUCUGGGUUUUACUUUGAAGGAUCGUUAUACGUACCACCCCACAAACAACCAGACCACUCCACUGUUCUAGGAGGCAAAGCCCAUAAACAAGUUCUGUGGAUUCUGGGAGGAUUGUGUGUUAGUUUGUUUUUGUGUGUGUGGUUUUCUAACAGCAGUUCUCAUCAUCGACACCGUGGCUAUCAGCAGCUACUGUUCUUCCUUCCAUUCUUGAGGCAAAAACUUGUUCACAGCAAUGUUGAUGAACUAGAAGACUUGUAUGGACAACUUCGAAAGGGAGCUGAUGGAGCUCGGGGUGACGACGCCAGUAGUUUAAAGUAUUUGGUCAUCUCAUGGUUGAACAAGAUGCAUCACCCCAUUGAGCCACCUUUGAAUACAAACACAAAGGACAACCGUGGCUUUGAACAUACAGUCACGGGAUACCUUUUGUGUCCAAUUGACUAUGACUGGUCUGAUGUGUCAGUCCGCAAGAAUAUACGAGAGCGUCACCCUGAUUUCUUAGUGACGGCUGAUGCAUGGCCUGCAUUUCUAUACCCAACACCUGGUCAACAUUUGCUGGAGGACCCUAGCAGGGGAUUGCUCCGGUUGCAGCUAUUACUAAAGGCUUUCAAAAUGAUAUUCACAUCUCCAUCAUCGGCUCGGGGUGAUGAAAACUGUGCUCCUGCCAUAUACCUGGAUCGCUCACAUAGUAGGGGAGAGAAGUCUACUCGUUCUCAUGUGGCAUCAUUGAUGGGCAUGAGGACUGUUACUCCUCGGGCAAUUGCAUACGCUGCAGUACAGCUCCGGUUUGCUUUGUCAAAUGUCAGUUCCUGGCGUCAAUUUGAUGAAGACUUUGACCUUGAGGAGUUCUAUAAAAAUAUACUGGACUGGUUUGAAGGCCCUGCAACCGAGAACCAUCAAAAAGACAUCAGUGAACUGUUGCUGUGGUGGGAUGGAAAAAUAUUCGGUAGGAAUAGACAUAUUGUGAUACCGAGGGAAAUCCGGAAAAACAUGUCAGUCGCUCGUUCUCUGGCACAUCGCACAGGCAUGAGGGUUUAGUAGUAUUACUAUUAUCAAAAUUUUUGUUACAUAUCAAUU